Closterium sp. Naga37s-1 is the source of this 1008-nucleotide messenger RNA. NCBI's taxonomy places the organism in Eukaryota, Viridiplantae, Streptophyta, Zygnematophyceae, Desmidiales, Closteriaceae. The record is from the annotation of a GenBank genome assembly.
AUGGAGCGCGGUCCGAUGGUGGACGAGGCGCAGGCGGUGAACCUGGCGCGGCAGCUCGCAUCGGCCGUGGCGUUUUGCCACGCGAGCGGCAUCGUGCAUCGCGAUAUCAAGCCCGACAACGUGCUCGUCGUCAUGCGCCCCGUGGACCAUCACCAUCACCUCCCGUCGUCCCCUUCCGCUGACGACUCCGAUCUGCUGGCCGUCGAUUUCCCCUCCGGUUCCCGUCGUGGCGCUUCGCGGUCGCCGUGCUCCUUGGCCUCGUUCUGCCUGCUGGACUGGCUCUCCACCCCCGACGCUGCUCCCACUGCGGAGAACUCCGAGUCUCUGUCCACCUCGUCCCACACCGAUGACCGCUGUGGGAGCGCCGCCCACAACACUUCAGGAAUUGAGAAUGCAGGGGGGUCCGCGGACUUGGAAGCCGAGUCUCCGCCGGCAGCGCCGAUGACGAGCGCACAGCGCCGUGAGCUGGUCGUGGGAGUGAAGCUGACUGACUUCGGGGGCUCUGCCGUGCUCAAGGGCGGGCUCAGCGGUGUGGUUCGAGGGCGGGGCGCGGGAACGCGCGGGUACAUGGCGCCGGAGGUGAUCACGGGACAGGCGUACGGGUGCAAGGCUGACGUGUACAGCCUCGGAAUCACUCUGUCCACCAUGCUGACGGGGCAUAUCCCUGCCACGCCUGUGGACUUUUCCAAGCCCAUCUGGGAGAACGUGCCAGAAGGCGCGAAGGAUCUAAUCCGUCAGAUGCUUUACAUGGACCCAAAUCAACGGCUGAGUUCGUUUCAGGUGAUGGAGCAUCCGUGGCUGAAUCAGCCAGAGGCGAGGCGUGCGGAUGUCACUACCAGGUACCCCAGCCUGCUGCAGCCUUCAGCAAUGGUGACGACGGAGAUGGCGUACGGUCAGGGCAGUACAACCAAGGGCGGCAGCUGCGGGGUCAGUGGGAGUAAGUUCUGCAGUGCUCAAAGAAAUGCAGAGCGCAGCCCUCCAGUGGAGUGCGAAGCAGCAGCUCCAUGA